CGCCAACUGGAUCGUUCCGUCCCAUUCGUUUCCAUUUCCCUGUUCCGUCCACAAUAUGCACUUUUUUCAGAUACACGUUAGCGGUGUGGCAAUCAAUUCAAGAUUUUGGACUUUGAUGGUUAGAAACGUACCAGAGCAGGAUGUUGGAGCAACGUCUAGGUCUUCUUAUCUGGCUUCUCGAGAAAUUGAGCUACUAAACAGCAAUACACAAACAUUUCACACUGCCGUAAAAAAGUAAUAAAGAUAUAAGUGUUUAGUUUGUGUUACAAACGAACAUACUUUAGUUAUUCGUGAAUUUGAGACGAGACUGGUUUGUUCUGUGAUACCUAGUGGACCAUUUUGUGAUCUUCAAAUGUGUGUAUCGUUCAAAUAUGAGUGAUAGCUGUGAUGAUCUCUCGAAGUCUGAAGAUUUAUCUUUGAACAACCACAGUGCAGAUGCUGAGAGUCCAAACUUCGUCAAUACAUACAAUGCUUGGCGUGAG
This is a messenger RNA of Acanthoscelides obtectus, 482 nucleotides long. The record is from the annotation of a GenBank genome assembly. NCBI's taxonomy places the organism in Eukaryota, Metazoa, Arthropoda, Insecta, Coleoptera, Chrysomelidae.